Messenger RNA from Theileria equi strain WA, 1170 nucleotides. RefSeq lists its product as hypothetical. Bases 76 to 1116 code for a protein of 346 amino acids. The transcript is spliced from 2 exons. The record is from RefSeq and is a predicted model, not a curated record. NCBI's taxonomy places the organism in Eukaryota, Apicomplexa, Aconoidasida, Piroplasmida, Theileriidae.
AGAAUAUGCAAAGAGUAGUUUGUAUAGAAUUUUAAGGUUUAACUACAAGUUUUUGGGUUAUAGUAACAGUAUGAGAUGCUAAAAACACCUCCAGGCAUCACACACCGUAAGAAUGUUUCCAAGGCUCUGAACGAGGCGAGUGCUGUUUUUGAGGCGUUGUACAAGAAACACUUUUCUUCUGACAUUGACAGUUUGCAGAGAGAGGCGGAAGACUACCUCAUCAAGUCCCUCUACAAGUCUGCAGCGGCGAGGAGCAAGGAGACGAGCCUUGAUGUGAAGCCAGAGGAGCCAAAACCGCUGGAAAAGGGCGCAUCAAAGGUCCACAUUGACUACGGCAACGAUAGGACACUCUUAGACCAUAAACCAGCGAAAAGUUCGUCCUCAGACAAACGCGUAUCCAUAGAUACCAGAGUAUUGGUUGAAGAGACAGUUGUAGACAAGGAAGAAUCGGAUGCUACAGAAAACGAAGAGGACCAACCAGUGUGUCUGAAGAUUGAGGCCAUACCAUUUGCUGAAGGACACCUUGAAGGAGCUGAUAUCUCACCUACCCACUACGCAAGUAAAAAUACAUCCUCCUUCCCUCGCUUGUCACGCAGAUCUACUCUGAGAAUACCCUCUGCCUUGAAAACGAUUUCAUUCUACUGCUUGGCUAUUCAAUUCCUAUCAUCCCUGUUGUUAGGAGGACUCUUUUAUCUCUUGGUACACUACAAAUUUAAAAGAUACACCAAGGUUAUCACAAUUGCUUACCCAUUUGUCAUCCACCUUGUACUAUACAUCAUCAUAUUUUCUCUAUCGGACAAAAAACUCAAGGGGACAUUUUUACUGUACAGCAACGAUAUCAGUAUCGCUGUUUUAAGAAGGAAACUUGUGAAAGAAGAAACGUACAACCACCUUAACAAGGUACACGUCAUUAUAGAGCGCUGUUUUGUCUUUUUGUGUCUUGUCAUCUCCUGUCUGCCAUGCGAUUUUGCAACUGAGGACAAAAGCUACUCCUUCUUUGAGUAUUCUUAUCUUAUUGCAAUCGGCAACUUGUUUGGUCUUUAUUUGAUGGUCACAUAUUUUUACUUUUAUAUUAUUUUCAACAAGACUAUAAAAAAGUCAAUGCUCUCGGUAUAACAUGAGCAUUUGUAGAAUAUUUAAGCAGGCGUUUUCGUUACCGCCGGCGCUACU